Echinostoma caproni is the source of this 1650-nucleotide messenger RNA. Lineage: Eukaryota; Metazoa; Platyhelminthes; Trematoda; Plagiorchiida; Echinostomatidae. The record is from the annotation of a GenBank genome assembly.
UCUUCUUUAAAAACUAUUUCUGAAGUCGUAGACCGGAGAAAACAGUCCAAGAAUCGUCAAGAUGGGGAACUGUCUACUUUCGACAGUUCCAUUGGAGUGCUACUCUCGUGUCUCGGUUGUGUCGUGGGAACAGGGAGUCUUACAUUCUUGAUCGCAUGGGCAUUUUCACUUUUCUUCUGGUCGUUGCCCCUCAGUAUUGUCGAGUACUCACUUGGUCGAUUCACACGAACAUCUCCGUUGGGCGCGUUCCACAAAUUCCUUGGAAAUAGGUUGAUUUGGUUGGGUGGAUGGAUUGUGGGCGUGACUUAUAUGAUCACCGCCUAUUUUUCCGUUAUUGUUGGCUGGUGUCUAUACUAUCUGUACAAAUCGUGCGCCUUAUCAAGUUUGCCCCUGGAUGAGGAAACAAGUACAGCGAUUUUCAAUCAAUAUGCUCGGGAUUCCUACUGGCCCGUGUUAACUCACGUUAUCGCUGUUGUGAUUGUGGGUGUGGCCAUCUUUGGUGGGAUCAACUGGAUUGAGAAAGCAAAUAUGAUCCUUGUGCCGAUGCUACUCGGCAUUCUGAUUUUUACCUUCAGUUGGUCACUGACUCGAACCUACGCGGAUGUUGGUAUUACUUUCUUAUUCACACCGGAUUGGAGAAGCAUGCUUACGCCGUCUCUUUGGGUGGCAGCGGCUAGUCAAAAUGCCUUCGAUACAGGAGCAGCCAUGGCGUUGUUCAUAUCUUAUUCAGCCUAUUUCACACGCAAGAAUGGAGCUGUCCGUUUUGGAUCAUCCAUCCCAUUGGUCAAUAACAUGGUCAGUUUGCUGUGUGCAAUUACCAUUUUUGCAACGGUGUUCUCCACGUUGAUUCAGACUUCACCAACACUCACCCGAUCGGGCAUAUUGGAAAUCAUGCAACAAAAUGGUCCAGGGAGUACCGGUCUUACGUUCACCUGGAUCCCAGUCCUGUUUGCCUAUGUCGGCGGAUUCGGGCGGGUAUUGUGUGUGUUAUUCUUUCUAUGUCUCUCCUUUGCCGGGAUCACCUCGCUGAUCGGUCAUGUCCAACUGACUGUGAUCACACUCAAAGAUUUAGGAUUCUCUCAUCGGAAAGCUGCANUGGGCUUAUUCCUCACUCUGACAUUCGGACUUCCCUCGGCCAUGGACAUUCGUGUGCUUACAAAUCAGGAUUCCGUAUGGGGAUUUGCACUCAUGUUGUCCGGUCUGGCUAUGGCUACAUUGGUUAUUGUCUACGGACCGAUGCGAUAUAGAAAGGUGAUUGUGAACGAUUUUGGUGUGGGCGAUUGGAAAUUACCCGUUGUUUGGGUUUUUAUGAUUAGUGUCCUGGUCCCAUUGUGUGGAAUUGGAUUAAUUGUUUGGUGGGCGUACGACCUAGUCCAUUCCAGUGUGUACUGGUACCAUUUGACUCUGGACUCCAUGACGACAACUUUGCUUGAAUGGGUGGUUUUAUUCAUCAUUCUGUUGGUGUCCAACGGAGUUGCACUUUGUCGGAAAAAGGAAUUGUUCCCGAAAAAUAAAUUCGUGGGCUACGAUCCGCACAAUCCGGAGUACACACCAGCUGAUAAUUUGGAGAAUAAUGAUCUUCACUGUAUAGUAGUAUCCGCGUUGAGCGUGAACAGAGAAAAUGACCCGACGGAACAAACAGAAUUGUGA